Messenger RNA from Homarus americanus (American lobster), 1762 nucleotides. Its product is annotated as glutamate [NMDA] receptor subunit 1-like. Gene Ontology annotation, cellular component: membrane. NCBI's taxonomy places the organism in Eukaryota, Metazoa, Arthropoda, Malacostraca, Decapoda, Nephropidae. Gene Ontology annotation, molecular function: glutamate-gated receptor activity. The record is from RefSeq and is a predicted model, not a curated record. The transcript is spliced from 7 exons. Bases 13 to 1305 code for a protein of 430 amino acids.
CCUGAGAACUUCAUGGGCCACCAGUUCAGGGUUUCUGCCAAGAGUUACUUUCCAUAUUUCAGCUUCGAGCGAGCCAGUGAAGACUCAGGCAAUACCGAGAUCUUCAUUCAGGACUCCCUCAACACCCGUAUGAUCCACACCAUGGCCCCACUCCUCAACUUUACGUAUGACAUCAGGGAGCCGCUGGACCGUCAGUGGGGCGUCCCAGGUGAGGGGGACAACUUCACAGGUAUCGUGGGAGAGCUUCAGCAUCAACAGGCAGACUUUUCCCUCGACUUGACUGUCACGCCACAGAGAGCCGCCGUAGUACAGUACUGUCGGGUGUAUAUCGACGAAUCAGUGAUAAUUAUGUCCUCAAAGCCACGACCACUGCCCGAGUAUCUGUCACUGAUAAGGCCAUUUACAGGAGAGCUGUGGCUCAUCCUGCUGGUGAGCAUCUUCGUGUGGGGCGCGACACUGUGGCUACUGCAGAAGGUGUGGUCAUGGGCGUCAGGUGGGCGGAGCUUCACCCUCAGCUCCGCCCUCUUCUACAGCUGGGGCAUCAUACUGGAGGACCCGCCAGCUGAUCCUCCCAACAACAUCACUGCUCAAAUUUUGGUGGGAUGGUGGCUGGUGUUCUGCCUGGUGAUGACGUCGGCCUACAGGUCGUCACUCAUCUCUCACCUGGUGGUGCAGGGGAAGUCCCCGCUCAUCAACAGUGUGAAUGACCUAGUUAGGCGGGAGGGCUGGCGCUGGGGAACACCUCGCAUGACUGGCGCCCUCCUCCUCUACCUUAACUCCAGCCCUGAUCGAGCCAUCCAGAAGAUGUAUCAAGGCAUGCAGGCUGACAGUCUGGUGAAGGGGAUGGAGAUGGUGCUGGAGGGUGGCUAUUCCUUCAUCUUCAGCAAGUAUUACUCGAGGACGAUGGUCGCCACCAGCUACACCGACAAGUUGGGUUACACGCCCAUCCAUAUCAGUGCCACAGAAUACCCACUUUUUGCUGGUAAUGCUUGGGCGUUCAGGAAAGGGGCGCCCUUCCUACGUCGUUUGGAUUUGGCCAUUCAACGGUUGCUGGAGGCUGGCCUAAUCACCUUCUGGAUGGAUGGCGUCAUCUUCACCCGCGUGAGAGACACCAGAAGACAACAACGGGAGGAAGAGGCCGGGAAGAACCAAGACAAUGGCAAUAACGUUAUUUAUCAAGAGGACGACGGACAGGUGGUGCUGGGCCUCCACCACCUGCAGGUCACCUUCUACCUUCUGAUGCUUGGCUACGGACUCGGUCUUCUCGCCUUACUUCUGGAGUAUCUCUUUUACACUCUCUAUUGACCUUACACACCUCAGUCUUGUAAUGAUGUAGGUCUUGUAGAGUCUAGACUCUAGACAGUAAAUCAUUGUAACUGUAGAGGCCAAGGUUAAUACUACACCAACCACCCAGUUGUUAGAAACUUGUAAUACACUUUCUAGAGAACCUUGUGUUAUGGUACUGCCUCAGAUCAGUAAAAAUGGCAAGGAUAUUUUAUCAAUAUUUUGGAAUUUAUCAGACAGGUCACGAACUGAAUAUAUUUCUGGUAUUCCAUUAUUAUAACAACAUUAAUGUACUGUACAAUGUUACUAGUUAGAAUAUCUGUUAAGGUCACCUACAGUAGUUGAAGAAUUUAGGAACCACUCGGGUAAAAGUUUCAGUUAUACAGUAUAUAGAAUAUAUAUAAUUGAAGUCUAACUUUAGUAUUAAUAAGCAGAUAUUCCAUAUUCAAUUACUGCAUGUGUCGUCACCAAUGUAAAU